AUGAUGUUAUCGGAAAUGAUGCUACCUGAAAAGCAAGGUAAACAGGCACUGGAAAAUAAGGAACCACCGGAAAAUAAGGAACCGCUGGAAAACAAGGAACUGAUGGAAAAUAAGGAACCGCUGGAAAACAAGGAACCACCAGAAAAUAAGGAACCGCUAGAAAAUAAGGAACCUCCAGAAUAUAAACCACCGGAAAAUAAGGACCCACCAGAAAAUAAGCCACCGGAAAAUAAGGUGGAUACUCCUGCUAAUGAGAAGAAUGGCAAUUAUUAUAAAGAUAUAAAACAAUAUGUGUUCACAACGCAAAAUGUAAAUGGCAGCCAGUCUGAAAUAUCUGUGAGAGCAACAACCGAUUUGCAAUUUGCUCUAAGAAACUGACGAACCAACCAUCCAAAUGAGCCUGCAUUUUGGACAAUGUUAGCUAAAGCUUUAAAUGCAACACCAACAGCUGAGGAGCUUGAGGAAAAAGAUCAAUUAUUUCACCCAAUUCCACACUCUGAUUUGAAUGCCAUAAAUGAAGAUAACAUGACACAGCUACAGGAAAUCAAGUUAAAAUUAAUGCUGGGCAUCUCCCUGAUGACCCUCUUCCUUUUUGUCAUCAUCUUGGCCAUCAGCAGUGCCUUGCUGUACAAGGUGAAGACAAUGAGUUAUAAAAGUCCAGUUCUAACCGAAUACUCCGUCAACCCAGAGCUGGCAACUCUGUCUUACUUCCACCCGUCAGAAGGUGUAUCAGACACAUCUUUUUCUAAGAGUGCUGACAGCAGCACAUUUUGGGGUACUACAUCUUCAGAAUUGAAAAAAGAAGACACAUUGUCAAAAUCUAGAACAACGGACAUGAUUUCCACAGCCUCAGAUGAUACAGGCAUGAAUGAUGAGUCAGAUUUAAUUCAGAGUGAGGAACCAAGUGAAGAAACUCCCACAGAUUGA
Messenger RNA from Puma concolor (puma), 927 nucleotides. NCBI's taxonomy places the organism in Eukaryota, Metazoa, Chordata, Mammalia, Carnivora, Felidae. The record is from RefSeq and is a predicted model, not a curated record.